Labrus bergylta (ballan wrasse) is the source of this 3525-nucleotide messenger RNA. It is a transcript of the gene cntn2, whose product is annotated as contactin 2. NCBI's taxonomy places the organism in Eukaryota, Metazoa, Chordata, Actinopteri, Labriformes, Labridae. Gene Ontology annotation, cellular component: plasma membrane; axon. The record is from RefSeq and is a predicted model, not a curated record. Gene Ontology annotation, biological process: cell-cell adhesion; axon guidance; brain development. Gene Ontology annotation, molecular function: cell-cell adhesion mediator activity.
AAGAAGGAGGGAUGAUGCUGAGGAGGAGGAGAUGAGGGAAAAGAGACUCUCAUAGAGGAUGUGGAAUCAGACCAACUGAACAUUUUUAAAAGCACAGAGGAGGAGGAGGAGGAAGAAGAGGAGGAGGACAUCCACAGAAGGAGAGGAGGAGCAUCAAAUCUGCGAGGAUCCAAUCCCGGGUAUAGUUUCUGCUUUCACCGAGGUACCGAGCGGAAUCACCCCGCCUCCUGCUGCAUCAACACUAGCUGCUGCCCCGGCCCUCAUCAACCAGACUGAGAGGGAACGCCUCCUGAGAUCACAUGAUGAUGGAGAACUUCCUGUUUCUGCUGCUGCUCAGCUCAGUGCUGCUGCAGGACGCUGAGGGAGGAGACGUGUGUGUCUCAGGUCACGACAGCGGGCCGGUCUUCGAGAAGCAGCCCAGCAGCUUAAUUUACCCAGAAGGCCUCACUGAGGGAAAGGUGACCCUCAGCUGCCAGGCCAGAGCCAACCCUGCUGCCUCCUACAGGUGGCUGGUGAACGGCACAGACGUCCCGUUGGGGAUGGACGUGCGUUACACUCUGGUGGCGGGCAGUCUGGUGAUCAGCAGCCCCGAGGGGGUCAAAGACACCGGCUCCUAUCAGUGUCUCGCCAUCAACCGCUGUGGCACCAUCAUCAGCCGCGCCGCCGUGCUCAAGUUCGGCUUCCUGGACGAUUUCUCCUCCGACAGCAGGAGUCCUCAGACGGGGUACGAAGGCGUGGGAACUUUUCUGGCCUGUCAGCCCCCUCCUCAUUACCCAGCUCUGUCGUACCGCUGGUUCCUCAACGAGUUCCCGAGCUUCCUGAAGAAGUUCGACGGCCGUUUCUUCGUGUCUCAGGUGACGGGGAACCUUUACCUGGCAAGGGCGGAGCCCAACGACACGGGGAACUACUUCUGCUUCACCACGGUCAACCUUGAGAUCAGCAGCAAGAGCACGUUCAGCCGCCCCAACCAGCUGACCGUGCUGCCCGACGCCAGUCCCAGGAAGUCGGCGCCGAGCAUCAAGGUGCGUUUCCCGGCAGAGACGUACGGGCUGGCCGGCCACACCGCUCAGUUAGAGUGCUUCGCUUACGGAAACCCCGUCCCCAAGCUGCGCUGGAGGAAGGUGGACGGUUUGAUGCCAUCUAAAGCGGGCUCCAGCGUGGAGGGUCCCACCCUCACCCUGCCCGAUCUGACCUUCGAUGAGGAGGGCGUGUACGAGUGUGAGGCGUACAACUCGGAGGGAAGUGACACGUACCAGGGACGCAUCAACGUGCAAGCUCAGCCCGAGUGGCUGCAGGUGAUGAGCGACUCAGAGGUGGAGAUCAGCUCGGAGCUUCACUGGAGCUGUGUCGCUGCAGGAAAACCACGACCAUCUGUACGCUGGCUACGCAAUGGACUGCCACUCAGCACGCAGGACCGGUUGGAGGUGAACGGGCCUCGUCUGAAGAUCAGUAACCUGGCCCUGGAGGAUUCUGGGAUGUAUCAGUGUGUGGCUGAGAACAAACACGGCACCGUCUACUCCACGGCCGAGCUCAGAGUCCAGGUCCAGGCUCCAGAUUUCAGGUUGAACCCGGUCAGGAAGCUGAUCCCAGCAGCCCGGGGAGGUCAGGUGAUGAUCGAGUGCCGCCCCCGAGCCGCCCCAAAGCCUAGUCUGUUCUGGAGCCGAGGGACGGAGCUGCUCACCAACAGCAGCAGAGUCACGGUCAGUCCAGAUGGAGUUCUGUGGAUCCACAACAUCAGCCGAGCAGACGAGGGGAAGUACACCUGCUUCGCUGAGAACUACCUGGGCAAGGCCAACAGCACGGGACACCUGUCUGUCAGAGACGCCACAAAGAUCACUCUGGCUCCGUCUAACGCCGACAUCAACCAGGGCGAGAACGUGACGCUGCAGUGCCACGCCUCCCACGACCCCACCAUGGACCUGACCUUCACCUGGGCCCUCAACGGAGUCCUGCUGGACCUGGAAGACUCUGCGGGGCCGUUUCACCGGGUGGAGGGGAAAGAGAACAUCGGCGACCUGCUGAUCGUGAACACUCAGCUGAGUCAGGCGGGGGCGUACACCUGCACGGCUCAGACCGUAGUGGACAGCGCUGCAGCAUCCGCUAAACUGGUGGUCAGAGGGCCCCCCGGUCCUCCUGGAGGUUUGCUGGUGAAGAACGUUGCUGAGACGUCGGUGGAGCUCAGGUGGAGCCGAGGAUACGACAACCACAGUCCCAUCGGGAGAUACGUCGUGAUGGGGCGAUCGUCACUGUCGUCAGAGUGGCGGAAGAUGAGGACAGACCCGGUGAACAUCGAGGGGAACGCCGAGUCGGCCCGUGUCAUGGGUCUGAUGCCGUGGAUGGAUUACGAGUUUCAGGUCAUCGCAAGUAACAUCCUGGGCAGCGGAGAGCCGAGCACGCCAUCACACAUCAUACGCACUCAGCAAGCAGCCCCCACUGUGGCCCCCAGUGGACUCGGAGGAGGAGGAGGAGACCGCAGUGAGCUCAUCGUUACCUGGACGCCAAUGGCCAGAGAGUAUCAGAACGGAGACAGCUUCGGCUACAUCCUGGCGUUCAGGAGGAAGGACACGUCGUCGUGGACGGUGGUCCGUGUUCCUCACGUGGAGUCUUCUCGAUACGUCUACUUCAACGAGAGCCUGACGCCGUACAGCCCGUUUGAGGUGAAGAUCAGGGCGUUCAACCGGCGAGGAGAGGGACCGUUCAGUCAGAUUGCCGUGGUGAACUCUGCAGAGGAAGAGCCCACGGUGGGACCCUCCAGCAUCAACGCCACGGCUCUGACCGCCUUCGAGAUCCAGGUGUUCUGGGAGCCCGUCCAGCAGCUUAGCGCCAAUGGAAUCCUGCGAGGAUACGAGAUCCGGUACUGGCGGCAGCACGAGCGUGAAGCGGCGGCAGAUCGAGUGAGGACAGCGGGACUCGAGACGUCAGCCCGAGUGUCCGGACUCAGACCCAGCACUCGGUACCACGUCGCCGUCCUGGCCUACAACAGCGCAGGCACGGGGCCACCCUCGCCACGCACCACUGUCACCACCAGGAAACCCCCUCCCAAUCGUCGCCCAGGUAACGUGUCGUGGAAGACUGAUGCAUCGUGGGUAACGAUGAGGUGGGACCACGUGAAGGCGAUGCACAACGAGUCCGCUGUGCUUGGAUACAAAGUCCUGUACAAACAUGAGGGUCUGACGUCUCUGAAGGUUCUGGAUAAGUCAAAGACGGCCGUGACCUUGCCACUGCCCAAAGACAACGGUUACGUGGUCCUGGAGAUCCGGUCAUGGGGGGAGGGCGGGGACGGACCGGCACACGAGAUUAUCGUGUCCCGGGACUCAGGAACUGGUAUGAUGGUGCAGAACGAAGCCCCGCCGACACAGCCCAGCCUCCUGCACCUUCUCUCUGGAUUGGUCCUCCUCUCUCUUGUGUCAUUGUCAGGCCUGUGAGCUCGGCCAAUCAGUGGACUUUUUACUUUUAACGGCAUGAAACUAAACUAAAGCUCCUCUCUGUGUGUGUCAGCCUGAGUUAGGGAUGCUGGGGGGGGGG